Messenger RNA from Glycine soja, 1438 nucleotides. Its product is annotated as E3 ubiquitin-protein ligase SDIR1-like. The transcript is spliced from 10 exons. Bases 358 to 1182 code for a protein of 274 amino acids. The record is from RefSeq and is a predicted model, not a curated record. NCBI's taxonomy places the organism in Eukaryota, Viridiplantae, Streptophyta, Magnoliopsida, Fabales, Fabaceae.
CACCACACACAGACUUGACCUCUUUUUUGUUUAACAAAAAUCUAAAAGAAACGAAGAAACAAAGAAAAAAAGAAAAACUAUAUCAGCGAUUCUCGUGAUCUUCGGCCUCGAAUCGAGAGGUAAAAGACCCAACUCCGCCUCUGUUUUUGUGAUCGAAAACCAUAAAAAAGUUGUUUCCGAUCACUGCCUUAAUCGGAUUCAGCUGUUGUUCCUCCUCCUCAAUUUCGUAUUGGAUGAUUUUAAAGAUGAUCCCGGUAGGCUUUGAAUGUGAAUAUUGAAAGGCUUUAGUUGUUGAUUUUGGUCAAGUCUCUAGUCAACCUGUGAAUUUUUUAUUCAAGUUUAAAAAUAUAUAGAGCAAUGAGUUUUGUUUUUCGAGGAACAAGAGCAGAUAUUGAAAAUGGGUUUCCAGGAUUUAUACCUGAGAGGCGAGCAUUGCGCGUUCAUGCAACACGUCCUAGUAAUUCCAAUUCACUCACUUUUCUCGUGACAGUUCUUCUGUUAUUCAUGAUACUGAACUCUCACCAGAUGUCCCCAAACUUUCUGCUCUGGCUGGUGCUUGGUGUUUUCUUGAUGGCAACAAUGUUGAGGAUGUAUGCAACAUGUCAACAGCUUCAAGCACAGGCCCAAGCUCAUGCAGCUGCAGCCAGUGGCAUUCUUGGCCACACAGAAUUGAGGUUGCAUAUGCCACCAUCAAUAGCUCUUGCAAGCCGAGGGCGUCUGCAGGGUCUCAGACUUCAACUUGCACUUCUUGAUCGGGAGUUUGAUGAUCUAGAUUAUGAAACUUUAAGAGCUCUGGAUUCUGAUAAUGUUUCUACUGCACCCUCUAUGACGGAGGAAGAGAUUAAUGCUCUUCCUGUCCACAAAUACAAGGUUUCUGGUCCUCAAUGUGGUGGUUCCUCAAUGCAACAAGCAUCAUCUUCCACUCCUGCUGAGAAGAAGCAAGAUAAUUCAAAUGCUGUUGGGAGCAUGAAAGCCUCUGAUGAUGACCUCACUUGCAGUGUAUGCUUGGAGCAAGUUAAUGUUGGUGACGUACUGCGAAGCUUACCUUGCUUGCAUCAGUUUCACGCAAAUUGCAUCGAUCCCUGGCUGCGCCAACAAGGGACAUGCCCUGUAUGUAAAUUUCGAGCUGGAUCUGGUUGGAGUGACAAUGGACAUAAUGAUAUCAUCGCGGACAUGGUCUGAAUACCUCGUCUAAUUUUAUUUAUGGACGUGUGAUUAUAACCUUGUACAACUGUAACUUACUCUCUUCAUGUAUCAAGAUUAGUAUCUCAUGACUAGCAUUCGUGUAAUUACCCCGACGUGUAUGUAGGGAACAGAAGAACGGCCUAGUGCCGUGUAACAACCAUACAAAUUAUACAAUUUGUUGACCAUUAAACUUACAUUUCUUGGGUCGCUGUGCUUAAUCCGACAGCAUCUACAAAAUUUUUCUUUUCUGCUA